Molecule: messenger RNA, 963 nt
Organism: Anopheles maculipalpis
Lineage: Eukaryota; Metazoa; Arthropoda; Insecta; Diptera; Culicidae
Product: fibroblast growth factor receptor-like
Exons: 4
Coding region: 1-960 (319 amino acids)
Source: RefSeq, a predicted model, not a curated record
AUGAUGGCGCCUGUUCGGAAAAGUGGUUGCAGCCGGUGCGCACCAAUUUCCGCCACCUGCUGGUUUCUGCUACUGACGUGUAUAUCCAUCGUUGUUGCCGUGUCCGUCAGUGCGGAAAAUCACUGCAGUGAGCAUCGGUACGAACAUUCGCUCAACACCCACCAUCUACAGUUCACGAAGGAGAUUCCCGACCGGGAGUACGGUGUGCUGAAGCAGUUUAAAAGCUUGCACUGUUGCGGCAAAGGCUAUCGGAGCAUCGAAUGGUUCAAAAACAACAAGCCACACCCAUGGAGCAAAGACGUGUCAUCCUUCAUCGUGUACCCGGAGGCGGCCAACCAAACGAUCUACAGUCCCCGGCUAGAGGAGAACGAUAUCGGCAACUAUAGCUGCAUAUUGCGAAACGAAACGCACGCAAUCAAACACGAAAUCGAACUGCGGUUACAGGAUAAAUUGGACAAUCCGAUGCCUACCUUCCGGCCGAAGGAUCUGGUGGUGAGCGUAGGCGAAAGUGCCCGGUUCUACUGUGAGGCGUUCGUCGGCAACCUUUACCUACCGGACGCGACCAACGAGAUCGUUUGGAACCAAAUGUUUGAUGACCAUCCGCACAACGUUACCGACAGCAUGCAGGUGAACGUGACGAGGGAGGAAGGACAAAUCAUUGGUUCGUACCUAUCGAUACCGAACAUUCAGACGCACCAUUACGGGCGCUACCGGUGCCAGAUUGUGUCGGGUAAUUCGGCGCAAAAGCUCAAUUUAAGCGUACUGCUCUCGCCGGUCGAAGUGACCGCAAUCACCGACACGCAGCUAUCGGUGCUGGUCUACGUUAUGGCAACGCUGCUCCUGGUGCUGGUCGUACUGUUUGCGUGGAUCUGCCGGACGGUACAGCAACGCACCAGCAACAAAAAGGAUAACCGCUGUUCGGCCCAGUUUAUCGCGAACAAUGAGCACGAGAACGUGUAAAGC